This is a messenger RNA of Rotaria sp. Silwood2, 2007 nucleotides long. The record is from the annotation of a GenBank genome assembly. NCBI's taxonomy places the organism in Eukaryota, Metazoa, Rotifera, Eurotatoria, Philodinida, Philodinidae.
AUGUCCCAACAACCAACUAGUAACAACAGCAUUUAUAAUGAACAACAAUGUGCUUCGAAUUCAUCAGCUGUACACAUGAAUAUGCAAAAUCAUCCCGGUCAACAAAUGUUACUACCUCAUUUUCAUUCAUCUCAAUCUCAAGCUGGUUUAUCAAAUAAUUUAUGUCCCAUUUCCAUCAGUAACUUUAAUAACAUGAAUCAUCAAUCCACGCCAAAUGCUCCAUAUAUUACCCCACUCUUCCACCAGCAACCUAUGCCACUGUUUAAUAAUCAACUUAAUCACCAGUUUAUGACAACGAAUUCGUACGCAACGUCAAACAAUAUGUUCAAUCAACCCCCAAGUACAGUUAAUCAACAAUUAGAUCAUCAAAUGCAAGUACAAAGUACGACUGUUCCGAUGGAAAAUGAAAAUGAUGAGAUGUUCGUAACUGUUGGUCGUAAAAAGAAGAAAGCAAAAACUGACCACGUACAACUUAGAACACCCUCAUCAACCACGUCAACAAGUUCCACUUCAUGUACUGAUGGUUCAACAUCAUCUACGAACACCAGUAGUGCAACAUCAAACGUUAUACCUUCUACUAUUCCUCAUCUUCAUCCUAAUAAAACAACAAACAAUAGACCCAACACCGGAAGUUACUUAAAUGAAAUUUCACAGCAAUCAAUUAGGUACGCGGAAACACGUUUUGCUUUUCCUCCCUUCGUGGUCAAAUUCAAUGAAAGUGUUGAGGAAAAGUUGAUGAUUAAUAAUAUUAUGGAACAUUUUACCGCCAUCUAUAAGUUUAACAUUACAUUGGCAGGUCAUCGAUUAAAGGAUAAACGAGAAUUAUUGUUAUUUGCUGAAAAUCGUGAAUCAUUCUUGAUGUUAUAUGAUACCAAUAAAUGGCCCGAUAUAAUAAAUUCAACGAUUUAUGAACUUAUUAAACCAAAUCAUCUUCCUCCUCAAUUCUCAGUUAUCCUUCGUAAUGUGCCAGUUGAAAAAGAUGUGAAUGUCUUACUUAAUGAAUUAAAAGAAGAAUAUCCAGAUAUUGUAAAUGCAUUUCGAUUAACAAAUAAAAGUAAAACUCCAACAUCAAUUGUUAGAUUAGAUAUUUGUUCGGUUGAAAUCAUCGAAGAAUUAUUACGUAAGAAAUUUGUAUACAAUAAUAAUCUUCGUUUAUCUGUAGCAGAAUAUUUGGCGCCUGCAAAAGUUCUUAUAUGCUCUAAAUGCUUUCAAAUUGGUCAUUUUAGAAGUACGUGCAAGAGCAGACUUGAAUUCUGCAAAAUUUGUGGUGUUGGCGUUGAUGAUCUUAAACAACAUAAAAAUUGUACUAAACCACGAUGUUGUGUUAGGUGUUCAGGUGAUCAUGAAUCCAAUGAUUAUCGUUGUCCAGAGGUAAAAUCAUUUCGUUCUUUACUUACUAAAUCUUUAUUAUCAGCACCGGGUACAAUUAAUAACAUUAAGAAAAAUUCAUCAACAACCAAUACAACAAAUUAUUGUGUAAACGAUCAAGAUUUUCCCGUAUUAAAUGGUAAUCGUGGAUGUUAUCAUCGUGGUAAUGAAUCAUCUAUUAGUAUGGGCAAACGCAUUGAUGAUUUAUUUCAAAAAUUGAAUAAAGUGGAGGAAAAUUUUAAUAGAAUUUUGGAACUAAAUAAUAACUCCUUGAACCAAUUAUGUCGAACUCAACAAGUACUGGUCAAGCUGGAUCAUGAAACUCAAGUACAAAAACUCGAUGUUAAAUUUCAUCAUGAAUUUAUGAACGAAUUUGUAUCACCACUCUGCCAGGUACUUGUUGAAGUAUUACCAAUUCUCGUGAAGCAAAAUGUUAUACAAGAUAAAACCCUAUUAUGUUCAUCAUUAACUGGUCUUACGGAUAAACUUGCAAAUGAACUUCCGACGUGGUCGACUAGAUAUGCUCAAAACGAACACUUGAAAAUCAAGCUAAUUAAUGAUUUCAACCUUAUUAAUAAUGACGUACGUACUGAUCCAUCAAUUAACAACAAUGUACAUCAUCCUUCACAUACACAAUAA